UGUUUUUGCUGGGGUUUUUUUUUUUGUGUCUUCAGUUUGUGUGUGUUCAGGUUCCAUCUUUGUGUAUUUGUGUCAAAGUUGUGUGUGUAUGCAUUCGGAUUAUGGCUAUUUGUAUUUGUUUUUAUAUUCUGUGUGUGGGCGUUUCCGUCUUCAGGUUGUGUUUUGUGUUUGUGCCUUCAGUUUGUGUUUUUGUUGUGUUCAAGCUGUUUGUUGUGUCAUCAGAUCCAGUGUGUGUUUGUGGCCUUGAGUUGUGUGUUUGUGUUCAAAGUCGUUGUUGUGUGUUCAGGUUGUCUAUUUGUGCCAUUACAUUGUGGGUCUACUUUUGUUCUAUGUUCAAGUUGUUUGUUGUGUACUUUGGGUCCUCUGUGAUGUUUUGUGUCUUCCAUUUGUGUGCAUGCGUUUUCAUGUACAUUUUUUUUGUGUGUGUGUUCAGGUUGUGUUUAGGUUUUUGUUCUCAGAUUGUGUGUGUAUUUAUGUUCUGUUUUUUUGUUGUGUUUUCAGGUUGUGUGUUGUUAUUGUUUGUGUGGAGGGUCCACGUUUGUGUGUGUUUCCAAGGUCUUCUAUGUUCAGCAACCACGCCGCAUUGCAGGAGAUCCUGAACGAGUUAAACGACUACGCGGGCCAGCGGGAGUUGAUCGCCGAGAACAUGAUGACCAACAUCUGCGUGGAGCUCAUCAAGUUCCUGCAGGACCUCAAACAAGACCGCAAAGCGCACCUUUCUGACGCCAAGCGAGCCCAACAGAACCUGGAAAGCAGCUUCAAGCACCUGGAAAGUACAAAGCGUCGCUUCGCCAAGGAGUGGGCGGAGGCUGAAAAAGCAACGCAACAGGCCGAGAAAACGGAGAACGACGCGAACACCACAAAGAUCGACGUUGAUAAAGCGAAGCAGCACGCGCACGCCCGCACACACACGGCGGAGGAAUGCCGCAACGACUAUGCCGCACAACUGCAGAAGUACAACAAGGAGCAGAACCACUACUACUACACCGAGAUACCGCAAAUAUUCAACAAGCUGCAGGAUCUAGACGAGAGGCGGAUUCGUCGUCUGGCGGAAGGAUACUGCCAGUUCUCCGACUUGGAGAAGAAGGUGCAGCCCAUCAUCUCCAAAUGCUUGGAGGGAAUCUCGGCAGCCGGAGCAAAAGUCGACGCAAAGCAGGACUCGGUCGUGUUCGUGGAGCAGCACAAGUCGGGCUUUGAGCGUCCUUCCGACGUGGAAUUCGAGGACUACACGCAGGGAAUCAAAGCGGCCAGCUCCGACUCCAGCCACAACCUUCCCAAAUUUCGCUCCAAGCUUUGGCCAAUAAGCAGGAAGCACAAGCCGCCACCUGCCGAGGACUUCUCUCACCUUCCUCCAGAGCAGAGAAAGAAGAGGCUGCAGGCCAAGAUCGACGACGUGACCAGAAAGCUUCACAUGGAGCAGGAGACCAGCGAGGCUCUGGAAAAGAUGAAGGGCGUGUAUGAGCAGAACCCGAACUUGGGUGACCCGUCCACGUUGGAACCGAAGAUCGCCGAGACAGCACAGAACACGGGAUACCUGUGCGGGGAGCUGGCCAAAUUCGAAACAUGGCUGUCCGAGGUGAUGGGAGCAGACGAAUGCGCCGACGCCGUCCGCAACAACAACAACAACAACCACACACCAAACACCAUCGUGACGUCGCCGAACCAACAGAACAUUUACACCGAGUUUGACGACGACUUUGACGAGUUCAGCCAGUGCACGGCUUUGUACAACUUUGAAGGCAAAAGCGAGGGCACCAUCUCAGUGACGGACGGCGAGCUCCUGACCGUCAUGGAGGAAGACAAAGGCGACGGCUGGCUGAGGGUCCUGCGGGCCAACGGGGAGGAGGGCUUCAUCCCGUCCUCCUACGUCAAACUCUCCUCCUAACGUCCACCCACGCCCCCGUGCAGCUGAAACGUCGCCAUUGUAGAAAAUGGACAAUCUCGUUCUUUCAUUAUUCAUUUUGGGACAAAACAAACACUUUAUUGAACAACCUGCUGAAGUUGGUCUCCGCUUUACUGAUUGGAUCAGAUUUUGAAAAAUAUCAACAAAAGGGCGAAACCACUACUCCACAAAAUAACAGAUCGUCUUUCCAGGGAUGUUACCGAGGUGAACGCACUUAAAGAAAAUGAUACCCCUGCAAUUAAGUGGGGGGGUUGAGAAAUUAAUUAUUUGCAGAAUUUCAGAAAAUGCAUUUUUUCAAGAGAUAUUAUUGUGAACAUAGUUGCAUUUUUAAUGGAAAAAUACAGAAGGGGAAAAAAAAAACAUUUUAACAUAGGCUUUAAAUGUACUAUAAAAAUAGUAAAUAGUCUUUUGAAAGUCAAAAUCUUACAGGGAUAGUAUUAUUUUUAAAUAAAAAUUUUCAUUUAAAAAAAUUACAAUAACACUUUUGGGGGUGAUACAAAACAACAUGUCCCAUUUUUUAAUCAAAAAAAUGUACUACUAUAAAAAUAAAUAGAGAUUUUUUUUUAACAAAACUAGUACAUUUUCACUUCAUGGAUCAAAUUCUGUUGCAUUUUUCUUAAUAAAAAUGCAUUUUUUAAAAUUAAAAAUAACCAAUUACAAAAAUAGUAUUUUUUUUCUUUAUUGAAGUCAUAAGGUUAUCUGUAAUUUUCUGCUUAAAAUGUAAUAAUAAUAGGUAAUAUUUGUUUGGCAAAAUGUAAUGUGCACAAAGUAUUUUCAAAGAAAAAAGUCUUCAGAGAAUUUUGUUCGCAUCUUUUUUUGAAAAAAAUAAAUCCUUAUAUUUUCAAAAACCUAGAAAACAAUAUAGAAAAAUAUGAAUAGGAAUAGCCAUAUAUUUUGGAUUAAAAAAAUUCCUACUACAAUAAUCCCAUCUUUGCAAUUUUUUUUUUUUUAUUGUUUUGCAAAACCUGCUGUGAAAUGUAAAAAUCCGCCACGUCGAUUUGUUUUCUUAGUGCGGCCGUAACAUCCCUUCGUGCGUCAAUGUUUUGUGUCAACAGUUGUCUAUCAAAGGCGCAAUGAUGUCUGUUUGAUGACUGUUAACAUAAGUACAAUAAACAAAUAUGAACUAUCUCAGCAUGAAAUGA
This is a messenger RNA of Syngnathoides biaculeatus (alligator pipefish), 3045 nucleotides long. Its product is annotated as cdc42-interacting protein 4 homolog. Gene Ontology annotation, biological process: signal transduction. The transcript has 12 exons. NCBI's taxonomy places the organism in Eukaryota, Metazoa, Chordata, Actinopteri, Syngnathiformes, Syngnathidae. The record is from RefSeq and is a predicted model, not a curated record. Bases 395 to 1885 code for a protein of 496 amino acids. Gene Ontology annotation, molecular function: protein binding.